Molecule: messenger RNA, 888 nt
Organism: Helianthus annuus (common sunflower)
Lineage: Eukaryota; Viridiplantae; Streptophyta; Magnoliopsida; Asterales; Asteraceae
Exons: 1
Coding region: 1-888 (295 amino acids)
Source: RefSeq, a predicted model, not a curated record
AUGAGGAGUUUUGUUUGGGCCGAGAUCGGGAAUGGUUUAUCGGCUUCAGCUUGGUUCGACUCGUGGAGCAAUAUAGGUCCGUUGUUUCAAUUUUUUACUCCGAGACAAAUUGCAAAUGCGGGUUUCAGUUUGGAUGCCAAGGUGGCUGAUUUAUGGUUAAAUUCUUCGUGGGGUUGGCCGAUUGAAUGGAGACAUCGUCUCCCGGCUCUUAAUCAGAUUGAUACUCGAUCUAUUCAGCCGGCUAAGGAAGACAAGUUUUUGUGGCGUCAAGGGGAUCACCUUCAUGAGUUUUCAACGGCUCGGGCUUGGGAUUCCUUUAGACAUCGAGAGGUGGAGGUAGAGUGGUGCCGUAUUGUUUGGUUCAGUCAAUGCAUCCCUCGCCAUGCGUUCUUAAUGUGGCUUAUUAUGAGACGUAAGUUACUCACUCAAGAUAAGAUUUUAAGCUGGGAUAUCUCGCGGAGAAAAAACAUGAACAUGAUGUGCUGUUUGCUUUGUUACGCAAAUCAUGAUUCACAUAACCACCUGUUCUUCGAGUGUAAAUUCUCGGAUCAGGUUUGGCACAAAGUCAGACAUAAAGCGGGUAUGGAGUCGGUUGCUUCUAAGUGGGAUGACAUUGUUAAUUGGCUUGUAACUCGGUCCAUGUCGAAAUCAGCUGGAAGCUAUGUUGCGAAAUUAUUGGUAGCCGCCACUGCGUAUCUCAUUUGGCAAGAACGUAAUGCGAGGUUAUUCAAGAAUGAGUUGAGACCACCAGAAGCUAUUAUUGAUCUUAUUUUCCAACAGGUCCGAUAUAAAUUGAUGGGAGCGAAGCUAAAGAAUUGUGAAAAUGUUCGAAGGCUUCUUGGCGAAUGGGGAAUCAUUGGAGCUAAACUUCAUGAAGAUGGUGGCUGA